This is a messenger RNA of Cryptococcus deneoformans JEC21, 1706 nucleotides long. RefSeq names its product mitogen-activated protein (MAP) kinase. Gene Ontology annotation, cellular component: nucleus; cytoplasm. The record is from RefSeq and is a predicted model, not a curated record. The coding region runs from base 273 to 1373 and encodes 366 amino acids. Lineage: Eukaryota; Fungi; Basidiomycota; Tremellomycetes; Tremellales; Cryptococcaceae. Gene Ontology annotation, biological process: protein phosphorylation; intracellular signal transduction. Gene Ontology annotation, molecular function: ATP binding; MAP kinase activity. The transcript has 15 exons.
AGCGUGUGAGUGCAGAUUGUCCAUUUUGUUUAUUGUCUACGUAUCGCCUACUGCCAGCCAGUACACAUCCACCCACCUUAAGCCAGACGCACACGUACCCAUCCUCCGUACCUCUCAUCAAUCAGUAACCGCCCGGGUACCAUCAUUAUUAUAUUAUUGCCUCCUAGUAUCCGCACCCACCUUCAUCAACGUAAACCCGGGUUCCUCUCAUCACUGCGCAUAUCAAUCGAACAACUGUCUAUCCACUCUUCUCAAUAUACCGAAGUGGCAAUAUGACAAUCGACCAAAGCCAAAUCAACUUCAAUGUUCCUUCUACUUAUAAGCUCGAAGAGAUCGUGGGUGAAGGUGCAUAUGGUCUUGUAGUAGCUGGCACCCACCUUCCCUCUGGGACUCAAGUCGCUAUCAAGCGUAUCACGCCAUUUGACCAUACCAUGUUCUGCCAACGAACGUUGAGAGAGAUCAAGCUUCUUAGGCAUUUUCAUCACGAAAAUAUCAUUUCCAUUCUUGACCUGAUUCAACCAGAAAGCUAUGAGGUAUUCAACGAAGUCUAUCUCGUCCAGGAACUUAUGGAGACUGAUUUGCACCGAGUGAUCAGAAGUCAGGAACUAUCAGAUGAUCACUGCCAAUACUUUGUCUACCAGACUCUUCGGGGUCUGAAAGCCCUCCAUUCUGCCGACGUCCUUCACCGUGAUCUCAAACCCUCAAACCUUCUGUUAAACGCCAAUUGUGACCUCAAAAUCUGUGAUUUCGGUCUUGCCCGAUCAUCUGCCAAGCCUCCACCUGGUACAUCAGACGGAGGACAGGGAUUCAUGACGGAAUAUGUCGCUACAAGAUGGUAUCGAGCGCCCGAAGUCAUGCUAUCAUUCCAAGAAUAUACCAAGGCUAUCGAUUUGUGGAGUGUAGGCUGCAUUCUUGCUGAAAUGAUCAACGGCAAGCCGUUAUUCCCUGGGAGAGAUUACCACCACCAAUUAUCUUUGAUUUUACAAGUGCUCGGUACCCCUACUAUGGACGACUUCAACGAGAUCACCUCUCAACGAUCAAAGGAUUAUCUUCGAGCACUAGAGUUCACCCGACGUCAAGACUUUUCUGCGAUUUGCCCUAAAGCCAAGCCUGCGGCGGUUGAUCUUUUAAAACAAACCCUCACCUUUUCCCCGUCCAAGAGGAUCACAGUGGAAGAAGCGUUGAUGCAUUCUUACGUCGAAGCUUAUCACGACCCGCAUGACGAACCUAAUGCUGAACCCCUAAAACCCGGAUUCUUUGACUUUGAGUUCCAUCAAGAGAAAUUGAGUAGAGAUCAAUGGAAACGAAUGAUUUACGAUGAGGUGCAAGAUCCGGUACCCACCAUCCUCUCUCAAUGGACGGAAAGCCAUUAAGGGUUGCUCCAAGGUUGAAAAGUCGUUCGAAGAUGCCCAAAGGAGAGAAACAGGGGCGGAGAAAUAGAGCUGGAGGUUUUCGAGGUUAUAAAUUAGUACACUAUUAUCCUUCUAGCGUUUCUUGUUUUUAGUGUUUUCUUUUUGUCUCCUUGAUCCACCUGUCAUUUAUUUCUGUUGGGUUGUGACUACUGGAUAACCACCAAUCACCUGGAUACCUGUCAUAUAUACCUGGAUCAUUCGAUAUACAGAUACAUACACUCCUCGUAUAUGUUUAGUAUUACUGCGCUCAUCCGCAGAAUUGUGUCUUUUUGUGCAUGGAGCUCUGUAACGUGU